Molecule: messenger RNA, 3196 nt
Organism: Argiope bruennichi
Lineage: Eukaryota; Metazoa; Arthropoda; Arachnida; Araneae; Araneidae
Exons: 3
Coding region: 333-2948 (871 amino acids)
Source: RefSeq, a predicted model, not a curated record
GCCAACAAUAACCAUCUGACGAAGCGGUCAAAUAUUUCGACAUUUAUUAACUGGAACCAUGAAGGAAUAAAUAUGUUUCAUUUUUGUUUGUGUCGCUUCUCUGAAUGUGAUGUGAAAUAAUGCUAGGAACUCUGAGAAGAUACUCAUCAUAAUGAACAAUGAAGAAGCCCUAACCGAAUCUGUCUCACUUCUUUAUAAUUGUCAACCAAGAAUUGAUUGGAUGAAUGUGUUUAUACUUGUUUGGAAGACGCACCAUCAUAUGGUCUUGUAACAGGUUUAAUGUACUCCAAAUCCUUCACUUGCUGUAUACGUUGUUAUAAGAAAGCCAAAUAAUGUCUAUCAAGUCAGCAUUUGAAAAAGAUUUUUCGGAGCAUGAUAGACAUGAAUCUUCUGAUUUUCCCAAGAUGUCUGACCAUUUAACGGAUUCAAAUAUUUUAAAAUCGAAAAAGACUUAUGGAAGAUUUGCAGUGUGUAUUAAUAAUAAACCUUUCCCUGGUUUUAUUGAAGAAUUAUAUGCAGAAGAAAAUUCUGGAUCUGUAACAAGUAUUACAAGCAGCAGUUAUAAUAAAAAUAAUGAUCAAAAGGAGGUUAAUUCAGAAUAUAGUCUGUUUAGUGAUGAAGUUACAGAUUAUAUUUCUGGUUCUGAAGGUAGUUCAAAAGAUGGGAUUUCUUUUCCUUUUCUUGAAGUUGCUAGCUCUGGUUCAAAUUAUUAUCGCACCAGGAAAAACCUUAAGAAUGAUUUAAAUAAUGAACAGAAUAAUUCUGAAGAGAUAUUGAAAUCAGACAGUGAUUUUUUAAAUCUUAACCAAGCAAAUCAUAUAAGAAAAGAUAAGAAGGUAUCUUGUGGUGAAUCUACUAAUGAAUUACCUCAAAAACCGAGUGAAGCCGUGCGAAGAUUUUUAAUGUGUAUUAAAAAUAAACCUUCUCCUGAUUUUAUUGAGGAAUUAUAUGCAGAAGAAAAUUCUGGAACUGCAACAAGUAUUACAAGCAGCAGUUAUAAUAAAAAUAAUGAUCAAAAGGAGGUUAAUUCAGAAUAUAGUCUGUUUAGUGAUGAAGUUACAGAUUAUAUUUCUGGUUCUGAAGAUAGUUCAAAAGAUGGGAUUUCUUUUCCUUUUCUUGAAGUUGCUAGCUCUGGUUCAAAUUAUUAUCGCACCAGGAAAAACCUUAAGAAUGAUUUAAAUAAUGAACAGAAUAAUUCUGAAAAGAUAUUGAAAUCAGACAGUGAUUUUUUAAAUCUUAACCAAGCAAAUCAUAUAAGAAAAGAUAAGAAGGUAUCUUGUGGUGAAUCUACUAAUGAAUUACCUCAAAAACCGAGCGAAGCCGUGCGAAGAUUUUUAAUGUGUAUUAAAAAUAAACCUUCUCCUGAUUUUAUUGAGGAAUUAUAUGCAGAAGAAAAUUCUGGAACUGCAACAAGUAUUACAAGCAGCAGUUAUAAUAAAAAUAAUGAUCAAAAGGAGGUUAAUUCAGAAUAUAGUCUGUUUAGUGAUGAAGUUACAGAUUAUAUUUCUGGUUCUGAAGAUAGUUCAAAAGAUGGGAUUUCUUUUCCUUUUCUUGAAGUUGCUAGCUCUGGUUCAAAUUAUUAUCGCACCAGGAAAAACCUUAAGAAUGAUUUAAAUAAUGAACAGAAUAAUUCUGAAGAGAUAUUUAAAUCACCAUUUCAUCAAGAAAAUUCAAAUUAUGUAACAGAUACCAAUGAAUUGAAAUCAGACAGUGAUUUUUUAAAUCUUAACCAAGCAAAUCAUAUAAGAAAAGAUAAGAAGGUAUCUUGUGGUGAAUCUACUAAUGAAUUACCUCAAAAACCGGGCGAAACCUCAACUGUGCAAGUGGCUAAACAAACUGGAUGUUAUUUUGGCAAAGCAAAUUUUUUUGAGAAUCCUUUGAUUAAUCAAAGUUGUUUUUCAAUAGUAGACCUGUCAAAAAAGUAUUCAGUUAAAAAUAAUCAGGCUAAUGCAAGUAAUAACCUUUCCAAUAAAAGAAUUACAGAAGAAUGUGAAUUAGCACCUGUCAAAAAGAAAUCAGUUGCAAACAAUGCAGUAUCGUCAAAAAUAAAUUCUUUUGAUAAGGAAACAUUGCAUUCUACUGUUUCUGUUAGAAAGUCUAGCAAAGACAUUAUUUUAAAAAGUAUAAAUGCUGGUAAUCUAGAUGUCAAAAAAUGUGAUGCUAAAACUCCUUCAAGCUUUGUGCACGAACAAAAUGCGGGGGAUUUUGAACAUUUAGCUAUUCCUGGUCCUUCUACUUUGAGUUAUAAUCAUUCAAGUAUGGAAAGUAGGAAAUGUCAUACAGAAAUUGAGCCUGUUUGUGACAUCUCUGCUUUGAUUAAAAAACCUACUACUACUUUUUUAGAGAAUCCUGUAUAUCAUAAGCAGGAAAUGAGGACUGGAUCUUUUACGUCUCUUGGUGCAUCUUUCGAGGGCUGUGCGAAUAAUUAUCUUCAACAAACUAAAAAUAAGUGCAUAUUAAAAACAAAGAAGAUGGCUGAUGAAGUAUUUUCAAGAGAUCCUUUAUUGCGAUACGAAAGUGUGAGUGAAUACUUUGAGCUCCCUAACAUGAUAGAUAUUCUUUCUGAUUUCUUAGGUGAUUGUGUUAGUAUACCUCCUACUUAUCAUGAUGUCAAAAAAGGGUAUAAUUUUCCAGAAAAUUUUGAAAGAAAGAGUCUAAGCAAUCUUGUAAAGGAUUUUGUACAGUAUGUUUAUUUUUUAUUAAUUCCAAAAGAUAAGCCAAAACCUUUAAAUAUAUUAUAUUCUCAAGUCAUGAAUGUUGCAGUGCACAAAAUGUCCAUUAGAGAGAAUGCAAUUGUGAUGAAGGUAUUUGGAAAUAAGUCUUCGUUGAAUAAUCCUUUUGAAAAGCUUAAGUUGGACGAUGUGUUGAAAAAAUUAUACUUGGUUGCUUUGCUUGUGAUAUUUCACGAAUAUAAAAGCAGGCAAACUACUUCAAGUAUAAUGAACUAAAACAUGAUUAUUUUAUAAUUUUUAAUUUCUAUGAUUUGGAAGUAAAAUUGUACUUGGAAUAAUAUUUUAAUACAUAAAUUGCUUGAAUUUUUGAUUAUUACUGCCUGUAAUUCCAUUUAAUGAUAUAUACAGUUCUCUUUAUUUAUUGGAUUUUCCUCUUACUACUGAAAUGUACCUUAAUUACAAUAUAAAAGGCACAUUAAGAAAAGAAAACAGAAAUUAUAGAUGGUUUCUUAAUAUUGUAUUUG